AUGGCCAAAAAUUCAAGGAGCAUGAAAUAUUCGUCUGGUGAGCUCAGAUCAACGCGUUAUUUGAGGCCCUUCAGCCAUUGUAGUUUCAAGAGAGUUGCUACCCAGGAGCCAACAUUAGCAGCAACGGAGAAAUGUGCAUGGAAAGACGCGAUCUGUCCAGUCUGCAUCGAAUGCCCGCAUGAUGCUGUCCUUCUACUCUGUUCAUCUCAUGACAAAGGCUGCCGUCCAUAUGUAUGUGGAACCAGCUUCCUCCACUCAAAUUGUCUCGACCAGCUUAUAGAGUCACGCAGAAGCCCAGGAAGCGGUGAUGAUCCAGGCUCGAUAGUGCUCACAUGCCCACUUUGCCGUGGUGAGGUUAAGGGAUAUACACUGGUUGAGCCUGCUCGGGAGCAGCUAAACAGAAACAGGAGGAGCUGCAUGCAAGAUGGCUGCUCAUACAGUGGUACAUACCGAGAACUCUGCAGGCAUGCACGAAAGAAGCAUCCUUCGGCAAAGCCUCGUGCUGCGGACCCUCUACAGACUUAUAGAUGGAGGCGACUCAUGUUCAGAACCACGUUGCAAGACAUGAUCUGCGCGACGAGCUCGUCAAUGCUCCAAGGGCUAUUGUCUGCCAUGUUGCAGUGGGAGGAGCUUCUGUCAUCUGGUUGGCGUGGAGGUGAUGAUCACCUUGGUGCUGCUAAUGAUACUGCAGUAAACAUGAGAAAAUGA
Triticum turgidum subsp. durum (durum wheat) is the source of this 708-nucleotide messenger RNA. The record is from the annotation of a GenBank genome assembly. NCBI's taxonomy places the organism in Eukaryota, Viridiplantae, Streptophyta, Magnoliopsida, Poales, Poaceae.